CCUCUAAAUAACCAGCCUAACCUUCAAAGCUCAAACCCUCCUUGAAUCUCUGUUAAGCUUUCUUUUACGUUCUCUUUAUUGGUUUCUGAAACGUUCAUCAACUUUAUAUAGCACAAGCUAGCCCUAAGUUUAAGUUUUGGUUUUCAUCAGCUCGAGGUUAUUGUCUGAUCGGUUUCUGAGUUUGUUUGGUAGAGUCUUUUAUGUCACAACCGCGGAGUUUGUUUUCGCAUGAGGUGGCCGAUCUGUGCCUGGGGAAGCCCCCGCUGAAGUCGGUUUCGAUCGCCGCCACCGUCGGCGAGGCGUUGUCAGCGCUGAAGAGGCUCGGCGAGACCUUCCUCAGCGUGUGGAGCUGCAACCACGCUGAGAGGAACAACGACGUCAUUGUGGAGGAGGAGUGUCGGUGCGUAGGGAAGGUUUGCAUGCUCGAUGUGAUUGCCUAUUUGGGGAAAGAAGAGAACCGUUCGUCUCCGGCCAAAGCCCUCGAGGCUCCGCUUAAGGUUUUGAUUCUCAGGGAACCCGCCACCGCCCUUGUUAGGCAUUUGGAAUCACACGCCAGCUUGGUGGAGGCUAUGGAUUUGAUUCUGGAAGGUGCACAGAAUCUUGUGAUACCAUUGGAAAGCCGGAGGAACACAGGCUUGAGGAACAAGCUUCUCCACAGCAACUCCUUCAACCCCACCGUCCACAACAACCGGGAAUACUGCUGGCUCACACAAGAAGACAUUGUCCGGUACCUACUCAACUCGAUUGGGUACUUUAGCCAUGUAUCGAACACCGCCAUCAACACCCUCCACAUCAUUGACUCCAUAAACAUGCUCGCAGUCCAUUAUGAUGACCCUGCCUCAGCUGCAUUACCUCUGAUCUCUCAGUCCCUUGUGCAGCAAACUUCAGUUGCUAUUCUUGAUGGGGAAGGCAUUGUGAUCGGGGAGAUCUCGCCUUAUACCCUCAACACCUUCCACGAGUCGGUGGCAGCUGCGAUCGUGACGCUAUCUGCUGGGGAACUGAUGGCGUACAUUGACUGUGGUGGUCCGUGGGAUGACCAAGUGCAGCUGGUGAAAGACAGGUUGCUGGAGAAGAAGUAUGAGGGGUUGUUGGAGUUGAUGGAAGAAGACUUCACAUUCUCGUCUUCUUCUUCCAUAUGUUCAACUUCAUCGGACGAAGAGUUUGGCCAGGGAAGGAGUUGGAGGCUAGGAGGGUACUCGGCAAGGCUGGUGAGGAGAUCAGAGGCAAUCGUGUGCUAUCCAUGCAGCUCAUUGGUGGCUGUGAUGGUUCAGGCUCUUUCUCAUCGUGUGAGUUAUGUGUGGGUUGUUGAUGAGGAUAGAACCUUGUCUGGUAUUGUUACCUUUGCAAGCAUGUUCAAAAUUUUUCGGGAUCGUUUGAGGUUCAUGGCAUAGAUCUGAAGUUCAAAAAUUGUAGACCGCUGUAGUGCUGUUAUGAUGAAUUUUUUCCUUUGGGGAAGUUUGUAAUCUACUUUUUGAAAAUGGAAAUUCACUUCUGUUUUUCAGA
Messenger RNA from Fragaria vesca subsp. vesca, 1503 nucleotides. Its product is annotated as CBS domain-containing protein CBSX5-like. The record is from RefSeq and is a predicted model, not a curated record. Bases 201 to 1391 code for a protein of 396 amino acids. NCBI's taxonomy places the organism in Eukaryota, Viridiplantae, Streptophyta, Magnoliopsida, Rosales, Rosaceae. The transcript is spliced from 2 exons.